Paramecium pentaurelia is the source of this 429-nucleotide messenger RNA. NCBI's taxonomy places the organism in Eukaryota, Ciliophora, Oligohymenophorea, Peniculida, Parameciidae. The record is from the annotation of a GenBank genome assembly.
AUGUGGUAAAUAAAAAUGAAUAAAGAAGGGUUAGGAGAUAGUGAGUUUGAAAUAACAGAAUAUAAAUUAAGUUACAUAUUUAUAUCAAUUUAAAGGAAUAUUAGUAUUAUAAUGAAAUAGUGUAGAAAUAAUAUUAGAUUUCUAUGCAAACUUAAUAUUAUUUUAAUAAUUAGAAAAACGACUUAUAUAAUGAAAGUCAUUAUUGCCUUGUUCUUAAUAUCGUUAGUGUUAGCAGAACCAAAUCUAGUGGGAUAAGAAUCAUAAGCUAAAAUUCAUACAUUUUUAGGAAAAGAAAACUGCAAUGAUUGUGAAGUGAAAGGAGGUUCAUAUUGUGAAAUAAAAACAAAUACUUAUGUAUGUUGCAGAAGUGAUGAUCAAUGUUAAAAAGGAGUAGGAUGCUUAUAAGCAUUUACUGGCAUCAUAUGUUGA